AUUAUUUUUAGGUGGGGAAGGAUUUAAAACGUUAACAUCCAUGUGCAAUCUGAAGUAGUAUUAUGUCAUUAAAACAUUCAAUUAUCUUUCAUCACAGGAUGUAUUCUAUUUUUGAAACAUGUAAUUGUUUUCCCCAUGGGCAAGUCAAUCAACACUUUAUUCUUUGUUUUACAUUGACUUGCAAAAGCUAUUUUAUCUAGCUUUAGCAACACAAGAUUGCCGUUUGCACUUUUUUGCCUGCUAACCACUAGGGGGUGGUCUGUUGUUAGUUUAAUGGAGAGAACAUCUUUAAUCAUAAAUUGCUAAAUUAAAGUAUUCUAGAAACUCUCUCCUCUGCCCCCCCACCUUUUUAGAGAUAGAAUUCAUCCUUGUUCUUUGCUUGACCUGAAGAGUGACAUCACUGCCUUUCUCCCUGUUGCACUGUAGUUGCUUGAGUCACAGGCUUUGACACAUGCCAGAUGGCUGCAAUUGGUAGGCGUGCAGGCUGCCUGGUGCUACAGUUGAUGAAACAGAAUAGGAAGACCUUUUAUGAUCAGCUGCUGGAUCCCAGUAAGACUACAGCUUUGCUAGGGUCAUGUAGGGGGGAAAAGAACAAAAAGGUGACUUUUUCUCAUGAAGAACUGAGAAAACGGCUGACACCCUUGCAGUACCAUGUUACUCAGGAGAAAGGAACUGAAAGUGCUUUUGAAGGAGAAUAUACAUAUAAUAAAGCCAUUGGAAUAUAUAAAUGUGUUGUUUGUGGAAGCCCUUUAUUCAAGUCUGAAACAAAGUUUGACUCCAAUUCAGGUUGGCCUUCAUUCUAUGAUGUAAUCAACUCUGACACAAUUACAUGUACUGAUGACUUCUCAUUUGGGAUGCACAGGGUUGAGACAAGCUGCACUGAGUGUGGUGCUCAUCUUGGCCAUAUAUUUGAUGAUGGGCCACGUCCAACUGGAAAACGAUAUUGCAUAAAUUCAGCUUCGUUAGCUUUUGAGCCUGUAGACAAGAAUCAUGCUGGAGAAGACAAUGCUAGUUCUACAUCUGCACAACCAGACAAGACAGAGUUGUAAUGGGAAUCUGUUGCUUAACAUUGUUUUCCUAGAUGACAUGGAAAGAAUAUUUCUAAAUGGUUUUCUAGCUUACAUACUAUUUUUAAAAUAUACAAAAAUGUAUACAGCUUUUUCCCUGAUCAAAAUGAGAUGCUAAUUUCUUUUCUUAUAUAACCCGGCAUAACUAUUUCACAACUUCUGUGCUUUGAUCUCAUAACAAAUUGUCUUUUGACACUAUGGUGUUGAUUACUUGCAUUUUUCUUAUGAUAAGUCUGAAUUAUAUUCUUUCAUAUUUUUCAUUCUUUUCAUUCAGUACACAACCAUAGUAAGAAAACAGUUUUCUAAUGCUACUUAGAUGAUUUUGUUUUGAUUUGCACAUAUACAUGGUUACGAGCGUUCCCUUAGCAAACAUACGCAAUAAGCGCUCCCCUAGUGUUUAUGAACAAGUCCUGAAACUACUAAAGUGCAGCUUCAUGGCAGCCCUUAUGAAUGACCACAGAGGCUCUGCAACAUUCACCCUGCCUAUUUUCCUCCCCCCACCCAGUCUUCAAAGGCACUAGGCCUGUGGAUAAUCACCUUGCGAAGAUCUAGAGACCCUUCACUUUCUUGGUCUGUUUUGGCACUUCAGGCCCUUGGUGAGUACGCAGAAAUAUGCUAAAAAUAUGACUCUUCCAUUUGAAUUAUAGAUAAACAUAUUCACUUUGUACAAAUUGCAAUCAAACUGUAUGUAUUUGAAAUACAUGUGUUUAGGCCUAAAGUACUGCAAGAUCAUGUGAGAUCAGUAUUGUGAGAUCUCAUGCUAUUGAUCUAUCGUGGUGUCACAAUACUUUAGACCUCUGUUCUCUGAAAACGAAGGCCUGGAUGAGAUCUUCAGAAAAAGGCCUUGCAAACCGAGGGAAGGCCUGAAAUAUCAAAACUUUCCCUCCAUUUGCAAAGACUUUUACCAUCCUUGCAAAAAGCCUUUGCAACCCAAAAUGGAGCUUCGCAGCUCCCUUUUGGUGUGUGCAGGCCUCGUCCAGCACUUUCCAGCCCAAAAUGAAGCUCCUUUGGGCUGUAAAAUUCCAGACAAGGCCUGCACAUGCCAAAAUGGAGUUUCAGAAGGGCGUGGCAGGCUGGAGAGGAGACAGCUUGCUAGAUCUUCGCAUAGUAAGUGACCCAGCGUGGCAGGUUGGGUGUGAGGAAAAGCAAUUGUGGGGAUCAUGAGAUAUUUCAGUUGGUCGGGAAGGCCUUGGGUGGUCUUAAACAGGUGGCCUGUUCCAUCACUAGGCCUCCCCCCAUUUCCCACCCUGAAAUAUCUCAUGUGCACUUAACGAACCACGCAUCUGAUUAGUGAAUGCGUGGGCAAAAGGAGUGAGUGAGCUAUACCCAUUCAAGGUAUAAGAUUAACUCCCACUAAUCCUCGGGUUAUAAAUGGAAUGGGAAGGCUCCAUUAUAUUCGUAACUUGAGGACUACAUGUAGUCAACUAACUGGCUGUAAUUCUUGUACCACUCCAUAAAUGAGGCUGUAUAAUUUAGUAUAAUCAACCCAAUUUUGUCUUGGAUUUCUGCAAAGUAUACAACUACAUAAAUGGCAACCAUACAUCCCAGUCUUCAGUUAGAUAAAUACUAUUUUUUUUAAAAAAUUAAAUAAGAUCACAUUUAUAUCAAACAGCCUAGAAAAGAUAGUAAAUUUACUCCUUUAUGUAGCAGGUGGCUUUCCUUUGGAACAUCUUAAGAGGCCAGAGUAGUCACAAUACACUUUUAAAAGCUAUGGAUGAAGACUGGUAAUCAUAGACCAGUUUCCUCACACUUGUAAUGACAGUUUUAAAAAUCCUCAAUCCUCAAAAUGUAUUUAUCUCCUCAAAAAGUCAAAAGAGGAAUCAUAGAAUAGUCUGCAAACAUGAGGAAGAUUAUUUUAUUUUGUGAUCCUAUGCGAAUUAAAAAACAUGUAUUGCCUUACCAAUUAGCAUUGUCCUGGGAAAGUUAAUACCUCAUUAAAUGGUACAAAUCUUCCUGAAAUUUCCCUUAACAGCGACAGUGUGUAGAUAGGAAAGUCCUAUUGUAAGCAUCAGAUUGCUAUGCCUACAUUACCUUUUUAUUACUAUUUGGGAGAUAAUCACUUAGGCUGUAUUCUGUUGCUCCUUUUCAACUUCUAUAUGAAGAUCCACUAUCCUUGUGUCAUGUCCACUUGCAUUAGAAUAAAGAGACAAUACUUUUUCAUAAACAAUAAAAACCAUAGCAAUGAGUAGCCAUACCCAGUGAAAGUUGGUGGUCUGUGGUAAAGUUUUGAUGUGAGAUGCCUGGUUCUACUAAGAGUGAGCAAGUUUGUCUUACAGAGGAAAUGCUGAGUAUGAAGUGUGGCCCUAACCCUAACCAUUGGGUUUGCCAUAGGACCUAUCCUGGGUCUCCCAAAGUGGGGUGGGAACAUGACACUGUCCUCACUGUUGAUUAAAAAAACAACUAAAAAGUCAGUACAGUCAAUCUCAGUCCUUGUAUUGGCAAGAAAACAUUUUGUCCUUCAGCUGUGAUGAACAUAUAAUUUGUGAAUUAGUCUCAGAGUUUAGUAUAUGUAGGACAGAAAUCUCUUGCAAUGAUAUUCCUACUUUCUACUUCAUGUUGCAAGGAAAUUGGUGUGAUUGCUGUGAAAAUUAACUGUCAUGCUUGAGAAUAGCAGCAUUUUGCGAAGUAUAACAUUAUCCUACUAUUUAAGAUAUUUUUACUAUAAUUCAUUAUCUGUAUCAAACAGAUCACCUGUAUCAGGCACACAAAUAGUUAAAAUUGCUAUCUAUUAGCCUCAUGCCUCUUAACAACAAAAAUUGAAUUAUAGAUUGAUAUAGGAUUUAGGAAUGCAACCAUAUACAUAAGAGUUAUUUUAUAGCAUUAUUCUAAGGCAUGUGAUUGCUUUCUCAUUUGUUGGGUGAAUCUUUGCCAUUUGCCAAGAGAUUGUAUUUUUAUUACUAGUUAAUUUUCUCUAAUUAUAUUUUCUGAAAUGAAAUCACUGAUUUGUAACAUCAGUGAAAAUAUGGGGCAUUGAUUUUUGAGAUAACUUUCAGUUAAUGUUUCACUUUCAACCUAUUUCUGUCUUCUUAAAGGAAUGUAUUCCUCAGACUCUAAUAAGCAAUAAUGUAAGCUUUUCAUAAGUUAAUUUAUAUUUACAGUUUAUGAAAUGCAGUGAAUUGAAUCAGUAUGGCCACAUAUUGGUAUGCUAUAAGAGUAUAACUUCAUUAAUAAACAGAAGCCCUGGGUAUAGAUUGUUUUCCAUUAAUAAUAUGUGUUAGAAAUAAUGUGAGCGUAACACUUACAAUACUACAGAGCCCAAAAUAUCACUUUGUUUAUGGCUUUGCUAUACCUUGGAUUGAGCGCAAUAUGUGACUGGGGAAUCUGUUGGUGUCUCCUGGAUAUUUUGUAUUGUGUGACUGAUACUACUGAAUGCACAUGUUUCAGUCUAUAUCAGGGGUGUCAAACUCAUGUCACGGCGGCGUCACGUGACAUAUCAGGACUUUUUCCCCCUUGGCUAAACCAGGUGUGGGUGUGACCAGCACCUGACACAUUCGGCCCACAGGCUGGGAGUUUGACAGCUCUGAUCUAUAUUAUAUAAGAGUUUAUACAGAUAUUGAAAAAAAAAGAAAGUGAUUAUUUUAGUAUAUUUGGAACUUGCCAUCAGAACUAGUUUUUUGCUUUUAAAACAUUAGGUUUUAUUCAGUGAAGAUGCCUUUUAAUAUGUUUGCUGAACACAGAUAUAUAUUUAAUUUAUAAAUAAAUAUUUCUCUCUAUA
This is a messenger RNA of Thamnophis sirtalis, 4782 nucleotides long. NCBI's taxonomy places the organism in Eukaryota, Metazoa, Chordata, Lepidosauria, Squamata, Natricidae. The record is from RefSeq and is a predicted model, not a curated record.